UGUAUUGAAGCUGAUCUCCAGCAGACCAUUCAUCAUUAAAAUUAGACACUUUACAUAUCUCAAGGGAAACUGUUGUGCAGCAGUUGCAGUACAAAGCAGUUCAAAUAUAAAAUAUCAGGGUUCAAACACAAUGUAAAAAUAACAAAAAGGUCAACGCAGCAGCAGAGGGACUGAAGAAAUGGCUGAGAGGAAAAAGAGGAAGCAUGACGCCUCCAGGUCCCCCUCUGCGGGGUCCGAACAGCCAAUCAGCUCCUGCAGUGAGCUGUCAGACAGUUCACCGAUGAGCGAUGCAUCCAUGCACCAGCCCAUCAGCUUUGGUGUUGACAAAUCAAAACGCGGAGCUGUGCCCAAAGCUCCCAGCGUUGUUUCCCUGAAGAGUGAUGCAUCCAUGGACCAGCCAAUCAGCUUUAGCCUCAGAAAAAGAAAGCACAAAACAAGAAGGUUAUUUCAUUUAAUGUGUUCUGGGAAGAAAGCAUCAUUAAUAAGAGAUCCUGAACAUCAGAGAGAGAAGGAGGAAUAUGCUAAGGACAGUCAUCUUCUUAAAGUAAAGAAGAAUCUUAAAGAAGAAAUGCAAAAUAAAUUUACCUUGAUCUUCGAAGGCGACUACGACCAAGAGACCUCCACGGACAAAAUCUAUUCAGAAGUCAUUAUCAGCACUGCAGAGAAUGAAGGACCACAUGAGGAACAUGCAUUCAGACACAUCAAACUUAAAUUGGAACAACAGUGCUUUCAGCAAAAUGUCAUCCUCAAUGACAUCUUCAAGCCAUUGCCUGGCCAAAGGAAUCCAUGCAGGACAGUCCUGACAAAGGGCGUCGCAGGCAUUGGAAAAUCGUUUGCUGUCCAGAAACUCAUUCUUGACUGGGCAAAGGGGAGCGCAAACCAGGACAUUGAUUUUGUUUUCUGCCUUGCUUUCCGAGAGCUGAAUUUGAGUAAAGAUGACAAAAGCUUACACGAGCUCCUGAUUGAAUUUCACCCUGCACUUCAGAGUUUGACAGUUCCAGAGGAUUUCAUCAGAACCAGAGUGCUGGUGAUCCUGGAUGGCCUGGAUGAAAGCAGAAUUCAGCUGGACUUUGAGAACAAGACAGUAACAUCUGUUAGUGAAGUAACAUCUGUGGGUAAUCUUAUUGCAAACUUGAUCCAGGGUAACCUUCUUCCUAAUGCUCAACUCUGGAUAACAUCGCGUCCAGCAGCAGCCAGUCAGAUUCCUGCACAUUUUAUUGACUUGGUAAUGGAGAUAAGGGGCUUCAGCGAUUCACAGAAAGAGGAAUACUUCAGGAGGAGAUUUAGUCAUGAGUCGGACCUUGCUGAAAGGAUCAUUUUCCACAUUCACUCUUCACCGAGUCUCGACAUUAUGUGCCAGAUACCAAUCUUCUGCUGGAUUUCUGCUGUGUUAUUUCAGGAGAUCUUUGGUGGAGAUGAGAAAACUGAAAUCCCUCAAACUUUAACAGAAAUGAUGGGGCAUUUCCUGUUUGCUCAGACAAAACGCAGGAACAGAAAGUAUGAGCAGAAGACUGAGGAGAACCGAGAGGAACUUCUGAAGACACACAAAGAAUUCCUUCUGAAACUCGGCAAGCUCGCAUUUGUCCAGCUGCAGAAGAACAACCUCAUCUUCUAUGAGGAAGACCUAGAAGACUGUGACAUUGACAUUACAGAGGCAACCAUCUAUUCUGGACUUUGCGACACAGUUCUUAGGGAAGAAGAAAUCUUUUCACAGAAAAAGAUCUUCUUCUUUGUGCACCUGACCAUACAGGAGUUCUUUGCAGCUCUCUUUGUCUAUGACUGUUUCACAAACAAGAACACAAUAGAGCUUGUCAACUUCCUCGAUUUUAUGGACAAAGAACAUACUUUACUUGAUAUUCUAAAGAUGACAGUCGACAAAGUGUUGGAGAAGAAGAAUGGCCACCUGGACUUCUUUCUCCGAUUCCUCCUUGGCCUCAUGGUUGAACACAACCGAAAAAUCCUUCAGGGUCUGCUGACAUCGCCGGAUUCAAACCAAGAUACCGACAAGAAAAUCUUGACUUAUCUCAAAGCCAUCCGAAGGAGGGCACUCCCUCCGGACAGCAGCAUCAACCUCUUCCAGGCCAUGGUUGAGAUGAGAGUUCACAAAGUCAAAGAUGAGAUUCAGGAAUAUCUCAAAUUGUCAGAUCGGUCCAAAGCAGAACUGACUCCCUUGCACUGCUCUGCACUGGCCUACAUGCUGCAGGUAUCCAAAAAUGACCUGGAUGUGUUGGACCUGAAGAGUUACAACACAUCAGAGGAAGGCAGAAGGAGGCUGAUACCAGCUGUGAGGAGCAGCAAAAAGGCCAUACUAGCAGACUGCAAAGUGACUGAAGAGUGGGUUGAACACCUGGCGUUUGGUCUCCGAUUCCCCUACUCCCCUCUAAAACAUCUGGAUCUGAGCAACAAUGACCUGAAAAAUUCAGGAGUAAAGCUUCUCUGCAAUGGACUGUCGAGCCAGUGCUGUAGACUGGAGAUAUUGAGAUUGUCAGGUUGCCAGGUGUCAGAGGAAGGCUGUGGUCAUCUCUGCUUGAGUCUGAAGUCCAACCCUUUGCAUCUGAUCGAGUUGGACCUGAGCUACAACCAUCCAGGAGACUCAGGAGUCAAAAUACUCCUUGAGCUGAAGAAGGAUCCACAUCACAAGCUCAGCAAACUCAAUGUUGAACAUGGUGGAAGUCAUCGGAUGCAGCUUGGAUUCAAGAAAUAUCCAUGCGAGCUCACUUUGGACCCUAUCACAGCCCACAAAAACCUCCUCCUCUCUGACGAGAACAGAAAGGUGACCUGGGUGGAAGAGGAGCAGCCAUAUCCAGACCAUCAAGAUAGGUUUGAAUACUGCCAACAAGUGCUGUGUGAACAGGGUCUAACAGAGCGCUACUACUUUGAGGUGGAAGUAAUGGAGCCCUUCAGUAUUGGGUUAACGUACAGAACCAUUGGCAGGAAGGGGAAUGGGGAUGAUUGCAAGCUGGGUUGCAAUGACAAGUCUUGGUGUCUGACUUGCUCUGAUGAUGGUUGUUAUGUUAAGCAUUGCAGUGACAGAGUCAGUGUAUCUUCCCUCUGCUCGCGCUCCAGUCAAGUGGGAGUGUAUCUGGAUUGGCCAGCUGGGACUCUGUCCUUCUACAGAGUUUGGUCAGACAGUAAGAUCCGCCUCCACACUUACAAAACAACGUUUACUGAGGCCCUCUAUCCUGCUAUUGAACUUCACACAAGUUCCUCUGCAUCGUUUUGUCAGCUAACGUAACUUUCCCCUGCAUUCACGUGAGCACACAAGCACAUGGAUGGUGUGGACACGUCCUCAUUGUAUGGAACAUGGCAAGAUUCAGGGGCGAUGCAGUGGUUAGCACUGUUGCUGUUGUGUUUAUGUGCCUCGUUCUGUAUGUUUGUCUUGCACUACACUUUUCAGCUUAACAGUUUCAUCAUGUUAAGCACUUCAUAAAAUUUCAAUGCAUCGUGACAACUCAGUAUUUUGUGGCUGACCAAUAGAAUUUUCCGUAAUCUUACUAAAUGCACCUGUUCACGUGUUUGAGCUUUUACGUGUUAAAAAUGACAAAUUAUAUGUCAAGUAUUGAUAUUGAAUAUGUUCAUAUUCUGCCUCACAUGUACUUUGCCCCAUGUAACGUAUGCUGAAUGCUGAAUCUCAUUAGCUUCAUAAAACUGGUUCAAAAUCAGUAUCUGCCUACAGGUAAACAUUUGACUGAUAGAUGAAUAGAACACAUGUAUGUUUUAACCAUACUAAUAUGUCACUGAACUGUCGGCCAUCUUUGUUUCCAACUCGCACUGUGGGAAAACUUUAUUAUCAAAUAAGUGGAAUAAAAUAUUUUAAAAUCUCAUUCUACCAGUCAUUUGGCCCCACAUGGCUUUAUGUUGUGUAUGCACAUCUUGUCCACUAGAUGUCACUACACAGUCCUCUACAUUUGGACUAAUUCUGCCUAGAAAGAAGUGGUGGAGGAACUAUUCAGAUUUUUAAGCUGAAGUAGCAGUAACAUCAUGUAGAAAUGCCAAAAUUCAUGCAUUCACAAAUGUUCACCAUUUCAUUGUUUUUGAAAAUAAACUUUCAGAAAAUGAAAGAA
This is a messenger RNA of Scatophagus argus, 4064 nucleotides long. Its product is annotated as NACHT, LRR and PYD domains-containing protein 5-like. The transcript is spliced from 10 exons. The coding region runs from base 179 to 3235 and encodes 1018 amino acids. Gene Ontology annotation, molecular function: protein binding. The record is from RefSeq and is a predicted model, not a curated record. NCBI's taxonomy places the organism in Eukaryota, Metazoa, Chordata, Actinopteri, Scatophagidae.